AUGUUUAGUGUUGAAGAAUUAGAAGGAAUAGAUGUGAUAAAGAGAGGUGAAGAAUUCAUAGAAGUUGAAUGUGGAUGUACUAAUAAUCGAUAUGGUGAUUCUGUCGGAAAGCUUAGAAUAUAUGGCAGCGGAAAACUUGAAAUAUCUUGCGAUUGUUACCCAGGCUGCAAUGGAGAAAAGAUAAGUCCAAGUGAAUUUGAGAAGCAUGCUGGACUAAAGGCACUGAGCAAUUGGAAGACUCAUGUAUGGGUAUUUGUUAAUGGAGACAAAGUGCCACUAAGAAAGACAAAGUUGCUCAAGUACUAUAAAGGAUCGGCCAGCGACCCUAGUGAGGGUGUUAGGCCUCGUCGUAGUCGGACGGUCCACCGCGAUGAGCUAAUCAGAUGUGUUGCUUGCGGCAAGGACCGGCGGUUUCUGCGGCGAAACAAAGCCGAAUGUAUGAUCUACCACCAGGCAACCAAAGCUAGUGAAACUUGGACAUGCUCUAAUUAUCCUCAUGAAAUCUUAAGGUGUGAGGAUGAUGAAGAAAGAGCCUCGAAGAAAAGGCUUAGGGGAUGUCCAAGAAGGUCAAUAUGUAAAGGUUGCACAUCAUGUGUAUGCUUUGGUUGCAAUAUGUGCCGCUUUGAAGACUGCGCAUGUCGUUCUUGCGUAGAUUUUAUUCAAAAUGCUGAACCGUGA
Beta vulgaris subsp. vulgaris (sugar beet) is the source of this 678-nucleotide messenger RNA. Its product is annotated as protein ULTRAPETALA 1-like. The transcript is spliced from 3 exons. The record is from RefSeq and is a predicted model, not a curated record. Gene Ontology annotation, cellular component: cytosol; nucleus. The coding region runs from base 1 to 678 and encodes 225 amino acids. Gene Ontology annotation, molecular function: DNA binding. Lineage: Eukaryota; Viridiplantae; Streptophyta; Magnoliopsida; Caryophyllales; Amaranthaceae.